Molecule: messenger RNA, 1593 nt
Organism: Symbiodinium natans
Lineage: Eukaryota; Dinophyceae; Suessiales; Symbiodiniaceae
Source: the annotation of a GenBank genome assembly
AUGGGCAAGUUGCGGUACGGGCAAGCUCCCAUGCAGUCCAAGGUCGAGUGCCGCCUCGUCAGCUGGCUGAAGCGGAUCACGGAAGAGGCCAUGGGACGUGUCGGCGAGGUGAUCUGCCGCACCUGGCAGACGGCGUCGAAGAUGAAGCUGCAGCGCGGCCCGCUGUCUGAGGAUGAAGGCAGCGGAAACGACAACACCCGCAUCAAGCGGUACAUCGCCAAGUACACCAUCAACCCUGCCCUGGCGCACGGCAUGUCGCACAUCAUCGGCAGCGUCGAGGUUGGCAAGCUGGCAGACCUCUGCCUGUGGCAGCCCGCCUUUUUCGGAUCCAAGCCUGAGAUGGUCAUUAAGGGCGGCACCAUCGCCUGGGCACAAAUGGGCGACCCCAACGCGUCCAUCCCGACGCCCCAACCAGUGAUCAUGCGGCCAAUGUUCGGAAGCUAUGGGCGCGCAGUAGGCUCUAGCAGCCUGAGCUUCGUCUCCAAGGCCGCCUCUGAGGAGGCCUCGGUGCAGCACUAUGGCCUGACGAAGUCGCUGGAGCCCGUGCGCGGCACGCGCAGCGUGCAGAAGAAGGACAUGGUCCUGAACGAUGCCAUGCCCCAGAUCAGUGUGGAUCCGGAGACCUUCGAAGUGCGCGCAGAUGGCGAGCUGCUCACGUGCCAGCCUGUGGACACCGUUCCCUUGGGGCGGAUGUACUUCCUCUUCUGCGUCACAGCACGGAUCGGUGUAGGCAGAGCCGUGACUUCACCCCUGGGCGUCCUGCAUGGAUGGAGGGAUGCUGGUCUUGCUGCUUACCUGCGAAACGGGGCACCCCUGGCAGAUUGGAGGGAGCUCCUCAAGAUCUAUGCCAGCGAGUGCACCAUUGCAGCGCGGAAGGUCUGGGGUCCGACCGUGGCCCGCAUCUACCAGGAUCUGGGACGACGGCUUCCCUUGCGGGCCUGCGGGCGAGAUGACCACAGAGAGGUGGUCGAGGGCCACCGCAUCUUCGGCUGCGCGGAGCUCCUGGAAAAAGCCAGCUUGGUUCUGUUCCUUCUGCUCCCGAAGGAUGUUGCGAGAACGCGACGGCUGUCGAAGCAGAAGAAGAAGAAAGCUCGGAUUUCCGAAGAAGGAUUCGAGCUUCGGUGGGCUGCCCAUGUGGACUACUUUCAGAAGAGCUGGGAGGCCUGUCGCCACCUCCAGCAGCGGCCUCUGGGCAUCGUCUUCGUUGAUGGCGAUUGCGAUCUCGAGGUGGCGCGAAUCGAGGAUCAUGUUCAGUCUUGCCUCCAGAUGAUGGAUGCAAGGCAGUCUGGAAGCACAAAGACCCCACGGUCGACUGGAAGUUGGGCAGUGCGAGCUGGCUCGACAUUUCGCGUGCGGCGGUGGAGCAAGCUACUUCGUCUCAAGUACCAGGCGUGCUGCCUUCGACGGCGGAGACUGCGGAAUGAGGACCAAGGUGCAGGGAACAGGGUGAACAAGGCUCCGCAGCUUUUGGACGGAGAGAGAGUGUUAGACAGCUUCCGGGAGCCGUUGCUUCACAUGGUCACCGUUGGGCUGGUUGACUCGAUCCCGGAGAUGCACGGGAGCGGAUGCUGUCGCUUUGUGAUCUGCGCGUGA